GAUCUCACCGCGGCAGUGUUGCUGAAGCCUUUAUUCACGGCAGUCAGAGAAUGGAGCUGUACAAGGCUGGUUACUCUGCGAGGCUUUGAUGACUGGGUCUGGCUAGGUUUUUUUCUACUGACAAAUCAAUUCUCUACACACUAAAGAUGGUCAAGCUGCAGCUUCCCUUAAUUGUCCUUCUUUUAGAUGUUUCAUUGAAUUAUUUGUCCGCCCACCUUGUAUAUAAAUAUUGUCCUGACAAACUCUUAGCUGCUUUGUGGCUUGUGGGUCUUAUCAAAUUCCCUGUGCUGGGCACAGUAUCUCUAAGACUGCGGGAUACACCAUGGAUGUCCUCAUAUCACAUAUACAUUUUUACUAUGUGCCUUUCCCAGCCUUUGUACCAGACACUCAGGCUGAUUUCCCACUCACCAGAACUACCCAAAAGUUUUCAGCACAACCUCCAAUCCCACCUGAUUGUUUUCCUGGCCUGCAUGCUCUGGGACCUUCUCUUGCCACAUAUAUUUCCAAAGAAGAAUGCAAAGCAAGAAGAUAAUGAAUCAAAGAGAAGAAGAGAGAAUUUCUUUAGACUUCUGAAAUAUUCUAAACCAGAUUGGUUGCAACUGUCGGGCGCAUUUAUCUUUCUAACACUUGCUCUGAUUGGUGAGAUGUUUAUUCCAUAUUAUAUGGGCCGUGUUAUUGAUAUUUUGUCAACAAAAUACAGUGAAUCCAUAUUCCUGGAGGCUAUACUUUUCAUGGCCAUUUUUUCAAUUACAAGUUCAUUCUUUGCUGGCUCCCGUGGAGGACUUUUUAUGUUUUCCCAUUCCAGUCUUACCCAGCGAUUGCGGAUAUUUCUGUUUCGUUCACUAGUCCAACAGGAAAUUGCCUUUUUUGAAACAACAAAAACAGGUGACAUCACUUCCCGUCUGUCCCAGGACACUUCCCGUGUUAGCCGCGCCAUUGCUGCCAAUGUGAAUAUCAUUUUGCGAACAUUAGUGAAAUGCAUUGGUGUCUAUAGUUUUAUGUUCUCGUUGUCUUGGCAGCUUACUCUCCUUACUUUUAUUAGCGCUCCAUUCACAUGGAUAACACAGAAAGUGUACAACAGCUACCAUCAGGAGCUGGUACAAAAAGUCCAGGAUUCCAUUGCAAGAUCCAGUGAUCUCGCCAAAGAGAUGAUUGAGUCAGUGAGGACUGUAUACAGUUUUGCUGCUGAGGAGGAAGAGGCAAAAAGAUAUGAAAAGUCUUUGCAAGAAACCCAUGAGUUACAGACACGCAGAGACUUUGUCAGAGCUUUGUACCUGCUGGUUAUAAGGCUUAUCAACCUUAGUACUCAGGUUGCCUUGUUGUAUUGUGGCCAGCAGUUAAUCCACAGUGGAUAUAUAACUACUGGGAAGAUGGUGUCAUUCAUCCUAUAUCAAAUGGAAUCUGGAGACUAUAUACGGACUCUGGUUCAUAUGCUCAGUGAGGUCACUCACUCAGCUGGAGCAGGACAUAAAGUUUUCCAUUAUCUGGAUCGUGAGCCACUUGUAUCCAACAAAGGCAAUCUUUGCCCCAACAAUUUGCGUGGUAAGGUCGAGUUUAAGAACGUUACUUUCUCAUACCCGUCCAGACCAGAUGUUCCUGCUCUUCAGAAUAUAUCUUUUAAACUUCCACCAGGCAGUGUCACUGCUCUUGUGGGUCCCUCCGGAGGUGGUAAGACCACAUGUGUGUCACUGCUAGAGAGAUUUUAUGAGCCACAAGUUGGAGACAUUCUGCUGGAUGAAAUACCCCUGCAGGAAUAUACACAUCAGUACUUACACAGCAAGGUGGCAUUGGUGGCCCAGGAGCCUGUUUUGUUUGCUGGAACAAUUAGAGAAAAUAUUGGUUAUGGAAUCCAGGAUAUUCCUGAGAAGCAGCUGAAAGAAGCAGCAAGGAAAGCAAAAGCAGAUGCUUUUAUCACUGAAAUGGAAAAGGACUAUGACACAGAUGUGGGUGAUAGCGGAGCUCAGCUCAGUGCAGGCCAAAAGCAACGAGUUGCUUUGGCACGUGCCUUAGCAAGGAAACCCAAGCUACUUAUUCUGGAUGAAGCCUCUAGCUGCCUGGAUGCUGAAACAGAACAUGAGAUCCAGCAGUCCCUGCAGACUAUCCCAGGUCUCUCUCUGCUGAUUAUCGCUCACAGGCUCCGCACAGUGCAGAAGGCUGACAACAUACUAGUUCUUGAGGGUGGGAAUUUGGUACAGCAAGGUACUCAUGAGGAACUGGUAAAGGAAGAGGGAGUGUAUAAGCGUCUUCUUCAUGGGCACCUACUGCAAAAUGGAGACCAAUAGAAAUUAUUUGGAGACAAGUGAUACAUUUUUGAAACAAACUGGUAAAAAAUGAGGAAAUAUUACGAAUGGGGGGCAAUUUGAUACAUAUUGUUGAUGGAAAGAGACCAAAAGAAGAUAACAUGAAAUGAAAGAAAGCCAUAAAGAGUGAAAACAUCAAAAUAUAUUUUUUGAGUUACUGUACCACAAAAGUAACAGUUUUACUAUAUACUUUUCUAUUCUGGUGCCGUUGCCACACUUGGUUGCUGUUUCUACUCUAGGUAUUAUUUGGAUAAAUGUUGUACUGUACUAAAUACAAAUUAUUUAAUAAUUACUUGAUCAUUUAAAUAAUUUCUUUUUACAUGCAAGAAACUUAAACAGGCAGUAUACCCACUUACUCAACAUGUGCUUAAUGAAUACGACUUGUGCUGAACAUAUUUGGCCUAUUGUAUCAAUUUGAAAAUAUCUAUGGAUUUUGCUAUUUCUUAUGCAAUCUAGGUCAAAGACUCAUAUUGACACCUCUUUAACAAUCCAAUUUCCUUUGAUCCUUAGGGCUGUGGCACAUGGGGAAAUUAGUCGCCCACAACAAAUCUCCCUUGUCCCCGAAAUGCCAUCCCACUGGCGAUUUCGCGGGCGACUAAUCUCCCCGUGUCCCAGAGCCCUUAUAAGCAAUAAGGAGGAGAAGGUAAUUAAAUAAAAUGAAAUAAGAAAAUAAUCCUCCUGUAUAAUCAACUUAUCUCAGCUUCUGACAAAGGUUAAAGCUUUGGAAAGAGGGUCUGUUUAUACAGAGCUCAUUAUCUCUAUCUAAACAAAACUAUUGUUGUUAAAGUUGGAGAUAGGGAGAGGGCGUAAAGAUAACAAAAAAUCCUUUAUUGCUUUAGAAUAAGAAAUUAGGAAAAUGUUUGUUUGAUUAAUAGACUAGGUAAAUUACAUUUUCCAUCUGCUUAUGUUAAACAAAGGUGUAUAAGUGUAUAGUGGCCCUUUAAGAAUUUAACUGUAUUUGUAUUUUUAGGAACUGGACACAGUAUAUUUGUCUGUUCUACAUAUUGUUUUCUUUAUUAGUAGUUGCCAGGUGAUUGUUAAGAUAACAUAGAUCUAGACUGUUUAUUUGCAACAUGUUUCAAUAAAAUAAAGCUUUAA
Molecule: messenger RNA, 3398 nt
Organism: Xenopus tropicalis (tropical clawed frog)
Lineage: Eukaryota; Metazoa; Chordata; Amphibia; Anura; Pipidae
Product: transporter 2, ATP binding cassette subfamily B member
Exons: 12
Coding region: 147-2282 (711 amino acids)
Source: RefSeq, a predicted model, not a curated record